GGCCUUCUGCAGUGGUCCUAAGGCCAUGAAUGUGGGAAGAAUCGUGUUUGGCUGAUAAGAAGCUGGUCUUCGGAGAUUAGAUGCUGACUCUUUUAUCUUCCAAGUAUCCUCUUCAAAUGCUUCUCGCUCCACUUUCUCUUCGCGGGUCCUUCCCAUAUUCCUUGUUCUAUCACUUCCCGCGUGCAUUCAAACGCCAAAGCACUGUGAAACCCGCUACAACGUUUCAUAAGGUAAUCCCACUUUGCAAUUCUUUUAUGCAAAACCAUGUUUUGCUCGGAAUAAAUUUAGCUGGUUUUAGUAACACCGCCGUAUCCCAUGCGUUCGACGAAUUUCCAGUCCAAGAAAAUGAAGAAAAUUCAAAGGUAUUUGAUUUCCUCCAUAUCAUGGAAGAGCGUGGGAUUCGUGCGAAUUUUCAGACCUAUCUAUGGCUUUUAGAAGGGUGUUUGAAUUCUGGGUCUUUAGGAUGUGGGCAGAAGCUGCACGGAAAGAUUUUGAAGUUGGGUUUUGAUUCGGAACAUGUUUUGUGUGACCGAACUAUCGAUAUCUAUAUUGCGGGCGGUGAUUUAGAUGGCGCGAUUAAGGUUUUUGAUGAUAUGCAUGAUAGAAGUUUAUCUUCCUGGAAUAAAAUAAUUAAUGGGCUUGUGGGGGACAAGUGGACGGGUCGGGUAUUAGGUCUCUUUUGCCGAAUGAUAGCUGAGAAUGUGAAUCCAAAUGAAACAACAUUUGCUGGAGUUUUAAAGGCGUGCCGUGGUGGUAAUGUUGCUUUCCAGUAUGUGCAGCAGAUUCAUGCUAGGAUUAUUUAUCAUGGUUUCGGUGCUAGUACACUUGUAUGUAACUCGCUGAUUGAUUUGUAUUCGAAAAAUGGCUUCAUAGAUUGUGCUAAAAAGAUGUUUGAUAGAUUAUAUUUGAAGGAUAGUGUUUCUUGGGUGGCGAUGAUGACAGGUUUUUCUCAGAAUGGACAUGAAGUAGAAUCUAUUCUCCUAUUUUGCCAGAUGCAUACAUCAGGAAUUGCUCCUACUCCUUAUAUGUUUUCAAACGUUCUAAGUGCCUGCACCAAGAUAGAGUUGUUUGAUGUAGGAGAGCAGCUUCAUGGCCUUGUUUUUAAGGGGGGGUUUUCUUCUGAGAUGUACGUGUGCAAUGCUCUUGUGACAUUGUAUUCCCGCUCAGGAAACUUGAUAUCUGCUGAACACAUUUUCAGCACAAUGCGAUACAGGGACAGGGUUUCAUAUAAUACCCUCAUCUCAGGGCUAGCUCAGUGUGGAUUUUGUGAUAGAGCUCUAGAAUUGUUUAAGAAAAUGCAGUUUGAUUGCUUGAAACCAGAUUGUGUUACAGUUGCAAGUUUGUUGAGUGCCAGUGCAUCUGUUAGAGCUCUCCAUACAGGGAGGCAACUCCACUCAUAUGCAAUAAAAUCUGGAAUGUCUUCAGAUAUUAUUCUUGAAGGUGCUCUGCUGGAUCUUUAUGUGAAAUGCUCAGAUAUAGAUACUGCCCAUGAAUUUUUCCUUACGACAGAGAGUGAAAAUGUGGUCCUAUGGAAUGUUAUGUUAGUUGCUUAUGGGCAGUUAGGUAAUCUGAGUGAUUCGUUUGAGAUAUUUAGACAGAUGCAGAUUGAAGGCAUGAUACCCAAUCAAUUCACUUAUCCAAGUAUACUGAGAACCUGUACCUUUUCUGGAGCUCUUGAUCUAGGAGAGCAGAUUCAUGCUCAAGUCAUGAAGACUAGCUUUCAGCUCAAUGUGUACGUCUCCUGUGUGCUCAUAGAUAUGUAUGCUAAGCUUGGAAAACAUGAUACUGCCCUGCAAAUUCUCAGAAGAUUAACUGAGGAAGAUGUUGUCUCUUGGACUGCUAUGAUUGCAGGCUAUGCACAACAUCAUAUGUUUGCCGAAGCUCUUAAACUUUUUGAAGAAAUGCAGAAUCGAGGGAUCCGAUCUGAUAAUAUAGGAUUUCCAAGUGCAAUUAGUGCAUGCGUUGAUGUUGAAGAUCCUUCUCAAUGUUUCGUGGAUUGGAAUUCUCCACCAACUUAUGAUACAUAUGUCGACGAUGAAGAUCUUAUUGAGGUGGAGGAAAAUUUUAUUUUCAAUGAGGAAGAAAUAGUUGAUCCUUUUUGGGAGAUUUAUAUGCCGCACGAAUGGGAGAAGAUAAAUGAAUACCGUGUGAAGAUUGAAUUAUCUCAAUAUGAUAUGAAGAAUUUUCAAACUACCAUUCGCAGUCAUGUUGUGAUGGGUUGUAAAUUGUUUCUCUUCCGGUAUCAAGUUGCAUUGAUGUUAAGAAGUACAGGAUGGAAGGGAUUAAUUGGACAUCCAAAAGAUAGAGGAAAAGAUGAUUUGAACUCGAGGGGCCCCUUGAGGGAUUAUUUGAAGGAGAUUGAGAGACUCGCCAAUUGGGUGGUUGGAUGGCCGCACAAGGCCUUGAUCGGCACCUUUUUAGGAGGUUUAAGGGCGGACAUCUCCACAGAUGUGAGGAAGUUCAAACCUCGGACAUUGCGAGAGGCCAUGGAAUUUGCGCGCAUGAGGGAGGAUGAGCUGCAAUGCACAAAAACGACUCCACCGCCAACCGAUCCACUAAAAUCCACUUUGCAACCCAAUGGUUCCCCAACCCAAGUGAAGAAGCUCUCAUGGGAGGAAAUGCAACGAAGGCGAGAAAAAGGGCUAUGUUUCAACUGCAAUGAAUGA
This is a messenger RNA of Corylus avellana, 2666 nucleotides long. Lineage: Eukaryota; Viridiplantae; Streptophyta; Magnoliopsida; Fagales; Betulaceae. The record is from RefSeq and is a predicted model, not a curated record.